AUGGCCGCAGCGCCGCGUCUUCUUGCCGCCUGCAGCUGCGCCGGCGCCGGUAGUCGCAUCCUGCUCGCUGUCUUCCUCCUGGCGGCCUCCCUGUUGGCCUCGGCGGCCAAUGCGGCCGUCUCGUACGACCACCGCUCCCUCGUCAUCAACGGCCGCCGCCGCAUCCUCAUCUCCGGCUCUAUCCACUACCCGAGAAGUACCCCCGAGAUGUGGCCCGGGCUGAUCCAGAAGGCCAAGGACGGCGGCCUGGACGUCAUCCAGACCUACGUCUUCUGGAACGGCCACGAGCCGGUGCAGGGGCAGUACCACUUCGCCGACCGCUACGACCUCGUCCGCUUCGUCAAGCUCGUCAGGCAGGCCGGCCUCUACGUCCACCUCCGCAUCGGCCCCUACGUCUGCGCCGAGUGGAACUUUGGUGGCUUUCCUGUUUGGCUCAAGUAUGUGCCGGGCAUCAGGUUCAGGACAGACAAUGGCCCCUUCAAGGCGGCAAUGCAGAAGUUUGUGGAGAAGAUAGUGUCCAUGAUGAAGUCGGAGGGGCUAUUCGAGUGGCAGGGAGGCCCAAUCAUCAUGGCUCAGGUGGAGAACGAGUUCGGGCCAAUGGAGUCCGUCGUGGGCAGUGGCGCCAAGCCGUAUGCUCACUGGGCGGCACAGAUGGCUGUUGGGACCAACACCGGCGUGCCGUGGGUGAUGUGCAAGCAGGAUGAUGCCCCGGACCCUGUGAUCAACACUUGCAACGGCUUCUAUUGCGACUACUUCACACCGAACAAGAAGUACAAGCCGACCAUGUGGACCGAAGCCUGGACUGGAUGGUUUACCAAGUUUGGUGGCGCGGUGCCUCACCGGCCUGUGGAGGACCUGGCCUUCGCCGUGGUGAGGUUCAUUCAGAAAGGAGGCUCCUUCGUGAACUACUACAUGUACCAUGGAGGGACAAACUUUGGGCGCACGGCCGGUGGCCCCUUCAUCGCAACCAGCUAUGACUAUGAUGCCCCCAUCGAUGAAUUUGGUCUGCUUAGGCAACCAAAAUGGGGUCACCUGAGGGACCUGCACAGGGCUAUCAAGCAGGCUGAGCCCGCGUUGAUUUCUGGUGAUCCAACAAUACAAUCAAUUGGAAACUACGAGAAGGCAUAUGUCUUCAAGUCGAAGAAUGGAGCCUGUGCCGCAUUCCUGUCGAACUACCACAUGAAGACUGCUGUGAAAAUCAGGUUUGAUGGGCGUCAUUAUGACCUCCCUGCUUGGUCCAUCAGCAUUCUGCCUGACUGCAAAACCGCGGUCUUCAACACUGCAACGGUGAAGGAGCCAACUCUGCUGCCGAAGAUGAACCCGGUGUUACACUUCGCUUGGCAGUCCUACAGCGAAGACACAAACUCGCUGGAUGACAGUGCGUUUACAAGGGAUGGCCUGGUCGAGCAACUCAGCUUGACAUGGGACAAAUCAGACUAUCUGUGGUACACCACCCAUGUCAACAUUGGUGCCAAUGAACAAUUCCUGAAGUCUGGCCAGUGGCCUCAGCUCACUGUGUAUUCCGCUGGACACUCGAUGCAGGUGUUCGUCAAUGGGAGAUCAUAUGGAUCUGUUUAUGGCGGCUAUGACAACCCGAAACUUAGGUUCAAUGGACAUGUGAAGAUGUGGCAGGGCAGCAACAAGAUCUCCAUCCUAAGCUCAGCAGUGGGCCUUCCUAACAAUGGCAACCAUUUUGAGUUGUGGAACGUCGGCGUCCUCGGGCCAGUGACCCUCUCCGGCCUGAAUGAGGGGAAGAGGGACCUCAGCCAUCAGAAAUGGACAUAUCAGGUCGGCCUGAAAGGCGAGUCGCUCGGCCUCCACACCGUGACUGGAAGCUCCGCCGUGGAAUGGGCCGGCCCCGGUGGCAAACAGCCACUGACUUGGCACAAGCUGGCCUUGUUCAACGCGCCGGCAGGGAACGAUCCGGUGGCUCUGGACAUGGGCAGCAUGGGCAAGGGCCAGAUGUGGGUGAACGGGCACCACGCCGGGAGGUACUGGUCGUACAGGGCCUACUCCGGCAGCUGCCGGCGGUGCAGCUACGCCGGGACGUACCGCGAGGACCAGUGCAUGUCAAACUGCGGCGACCUCUCCCAGAGAUGGUACCACGUGCCGCGGUCGUGGCUGAAGCCAAGCGGGAACCUGCUGGUGGUGCUGGAGGAGUACGGCGGCGGCGACCUCGCCGGCGUCGCCCUCGCGACACGGACCACAUGA
Molecule: messenger RNA, 2211 nt
Organism: Miscanthus lutarioriparius
Lineage: Eukaryota; Viridiplantae; Streptophyta; Magnoliopsida; Poales; Poaceae
Source: the annotation of a GenBank genome assembly